This is a messenger RNA of Xiphophorus maculatus (southern platyfish), 2852 nucleotides long. RefSeq names its product neuronal differentiation 2 (gene neurod2). The record is from RefSeq and is a predicted model, not a curated record. Gene Ontology annotation, biological process: regulation of DNA-templated transcription; nervous system development. NCBI's taxonomy places the organism in Eukaryota, Metazoa, Chordata, Actinopteri, Cyprinodontiformes, Poeciliidae. Bases 534 to 1604 code for a protein of 356 amino acids. The transcript is spliced from 2 exons. Gene Ontology annotation, molecular function: protein dimerization activity.
GGCAAAUCUUUCCGAAUGCGGGCGCAUGUCAAUCACUGGGCUCUCAUGUGAUGGCUCUUGCCGGUGACGUGCCAGCCAUAUGGGCGCUGGCAUCGCAGCCUUAGCUGGUAUGUAACCCCUUCCCCGGUAGCUCACGGUUGCCAUACGUGCACUGACACACACACACACACUAUAUCUCUCUCUCUCUCUCUCUCGAUCUCAGUCACUCUCUCUGUCUCUCUCUCUCUCAUACUCUCACACACACAUACACACUCGCACACACGCGCGCGCGUUUACAUCCAUGCAUACAUGCCCUCACGCAUGCACACGCAGACACGCCAGGACGCCGGGACAGGAGGACGCACCGAGCGACCCAUCAGCGACAGGAAACGACAGCCGCGCGCCUCCCGCACCUGCACGUUGAAGGAGAGCGGUGCUUCGCUCGCUCGUGCGUUCCCGAAGAUGGUUUGAAACCGACGCGCGUGUUUUUUUUUCCCCCAUCCUCUCUGUUUUCGCCUCCCGUCUGUCGCGAAAAGCGAAAGCACAGAUUCACAAUGUUGACGAGGCUUUUCAGUGAUCCUUCGUUGCUUCCCGACGUGCAAAAAUACUCCGCCUGGGCGGAAGACAGCGAUGGAGACGACCACAAAAUCAAAGACGAAGACCAGGACGCUCAGGACGACAUGGAGGCCUCUGACAUGAGGGGAGACAGUCGGACGCAUUCAGAGCACGCCGGGGACGACGACGAGGACGACGACGUGGAAGAAGACGAGGACGGCGAGGAUACUGAGGGUGAAAGACCCAAGAAAAGGGGCCCCAAAAAGCGCAAAAUGACCCAGGCUCGGAUCGAGCGCUCCAAGAUGCGGAGGAUUAAGGCCAACGCCAGAGAGCGGACCCGGAUGCACGAUCUGAACUCUGCGCUUGACAAUCUGCGUAAAGUUGUGCCCUGCUACUCCAAAACGCAAAAACUGUCCAAAAUCGAGACGCUCCGAUUGGCAAAAAACUAUAUCUGGGCCUUGUCGGAGAUACUGCGUUCUGGGAAGAGGCCUGAUCUUGUUUCUUACGUCCAGACGCUGUGCAAGGGUCUCUCCCAGCCCACUACCAACCUGGUGGCGGGAUGCCUGCAGCUGAACUCCCGCAACUUCCUCACUGAGCAGCAGUGUCAGGACGGGGGCAGGUAUGGCUCCGGCUCCUUCUCCAUGAACUCCUACCCGUAUCAGUGCGCGCGUCUGUCCAGCCCCCACUGCCAGCCGGGCUCGAACUCGCAUCCGCUGAGGACGCACGGUUAUUGCUCGGCGUACGACUCCCUGUACGGUGGGAGCGGGUCACCGGAGUACAACAGCCCCGAGUAUGAGGGCCCUCACAGCCCGCCCCUGUGCAUCAACGGCAACUUUUCCCUCAAGCACCAAGGCUCUGCGUCCCCGGAGAACGAGAAGGGUUACCACUACUCUAUGCAUUACUCUGGCCUGCCUGGCUCCAGACCGGCUGGGGCCCACAAUCUGGUGUUUGGCUCCUCGGGGGCCCGGAGCGGCAUUCACUCUGAAAACGUCCUGCCUUACCACGACAUGCACUUACACCACGAGCGGGCCCCCGUCUAUGAUGAACUGAACGCGUUUUUUCACAAUUAAAAAGUGAAGCCCAUCAUGCGUCCUCUUGUUGUCAAAACCACCCACGGCACACUUUCGGACUAUAAGCCCGCCAGGAUCCAGACAGUAUCCUGGAUAUAAUAUUAAUAUUAUUAAUAAUAAUGAUAAUAAAACCUCUCACUCAUUGUUUUCAUUGGUGUUUUUUUUCUUUACCUGUCAACAUCCAGUCUGUUUUUGCUAUAGUCAGGGAUGUAGUGGAAGAAAACUUGAACUACAAUCUCAUUUUGCGCAAUAAAAGCUUCCCGUCCUUUGAAAGUGACCUGCAUUUCAAGAAGACUUCAUAAACAAACGACAUUAGAAGACAACAAACGGAUUUGAAAUAAUAUUUAUCAUGUGUGAUUUGUGUUUGUAUUGGUGAUUGUUUGCAUUUUGGUGGCAGGAUGUCCUACUACACCUCCCCACACUUUUUUCCCCAUAUACCACUACAUCGCUGGCUAUUUAGCAACACUCACCUAAAAUUGGUGGUUAUGUUAUAAAGGAACAAAAAAAAAAAUCACCUGCAAGGGACGAAAUGGGAAAAAAAAUCUAACAGGAGUGCAAAAACAAACGUUGAGCUGUUAAAAAUUAUAAGAUGUGUUGGUUGGGUUGUUUUUGAAAUUAUUUGUAUAUUUUUUUUUCCGCCAGGAAAUUCGUCGUUUGGCAUCUAUGCAAAACCAUACGAGAGCACGAAGCGAGGCAGACAAAGGCCCAGAAAGACACUGAUCCAAUGACAGCACUUUUGCUGCACACAUUCUCUCUCACACACACACCCAUAAGCAUUCAUAAAACACACACCCACACGCACACACACACACACACACUAGAAUCACACUUAGGAAACCUGACAAACAUGCUCUGGCCAAAAUCCUCAACUGAAGUCAACAGUCUGAUAUACACUGGAACUGACAAUGGAAGAUAUUUAUGACAUUAUUAAGUUAUUUAUAUCGUUUUGUUAGCCAACAGGGCUAUUCAAAUGGAGUUUUUAUUUAUUGCCAAUGUCUUAUUAUUAUUAUUAUUAUUAUUAUUAUUAUUAUUAUUAUUAUUAUUAUUAUUAUUAUUAUUAUUGAACAGGUUUUAUUAUUUAUUUUGUAAUUAUUGUUAAUAGUCAAUGGAAAUGAAGGAAACCCUAUUGGUGGCCAUUUUUUUGUUUUGUUUUGUUUUUUUGUUUUGUUUUGUUUUUCAUAGAAACUCAAAUCUUUCAACUUUGUAUUCAACCAACUGUGUGGUAAAAUAAAAUAACAGCAAAUGAGA